CCAGUGAUUCGGGACACCUGGAAAAUUUACCAUGUGUUCCUGGAUAUAAGGGUAGUACAGGUUGGGCCUAGGUUGACGGUUAAAAGGCAUAGCAUCAGAAGGUCUACCCAUCCAACUGCUAUUCGUCAUACCGGUAUACACCUUCGGGUUGUUUUUAUAACUUAAAGGGAAUUGUGAAGGAAGGUGCUUUGGCUGCAAGACUUUAGGAGUCUUGGAGCCUGACUUUCUAUAAGGUGGAGCAUGCGGAACACCUCCAGAUAUACUUAUGUUUCGAGAGGAGUUUUUCGUAACAAGUGAUGGUUUGUUGGCAUUCUUACUCUCAGCAGGCUUAUUGAAUACAAAGUAUUCUUCCCCAUCAUUAGUCUCAACCCUGCGAAAUUUGUUCAUCGUGGUGAGGUUACUACGUUUGGGGGGAAAUUUCUUAGAACAACUUGCAGAAGUUCUAGUCAUUUUAACAUCUUUCGAUGAGGCUUUAUUUACAGGGGUACUGGUAUCUAAAUCAGUUCCUAGUUCCAUUGGCAGGUGUGGUUGUUGUGUAGUUUGCUGAAUGCUAGUUUCAGCACUAGGUGUCUGU
Trichobilharzia regenti is the source of this 574-nucleotide messenger RNA. Lineage: Eukaryota; Metazoa; Platyhelminthes; Trematoda; Strigeidida; Schistosomatidae. The record is from the annotation of a GenBank genome assembly.